Messenger RNA from Arachis ipaensis, 925 nucleotides. The record is from RefSeq and is a predicted model, not a curated record. Lineage: Eukaryota; Viridiplantae; Streptophyta; Magnoliopsida; Fabales; Fabaceae.
AGCCAAAUGAAGAUGACUUCUAUAUUCAAUUUGAUCAAAGAUUCCAAGAAGAUUUCGGAGCAGAUGUAGCAAGCAACUAUGUUGAAAUAGAAGAAAGAUCCCAAGAGGAGUUUGUGCAUAAACACAAUGGUUCAGAUUACCAUGGAGAUUAUGAAAUGAUUACAUGUGAAAGAGAAUAUGUCAUCAGAGAAUGUCCAAUUGUUUCAGUUUCAAGUUUGCAGACAGAAUCUCCUAUUAACAGUUCAAAUUAUUUGGAAGAUUUCACUCAUAAAGAUAUUACUUUGGAUGAAGCUUGUCAAUUUGAAAAUGAAACAAGAAAUAUACUCUUAGUCAGUGAUGAGGGGAUUACUGAAGCGAAGAAAGACGAUGAAACUGCAAAUGAUGAUGAAUUUUCAAGAAGCACCAGUAUGAUUGUGAAUGAACCAGCUCAUGGUGUUGAUAGAGCAAUUUUGCAUGAUCCUGUGAAUCCUUCUCCAAAGGAAACAAAGACCGAGCCUAGUCUGAAUUUUGAAGUGAAAAAUAUUCAAGUGCGCAAAAGCAGUUCUUCAAGAUCAUCAAAGGACCCUGCAAAAUAUCAUGGUAGAGAGAGUCCAAGGAGAACAAAUAUGGGAAAGAAUUCCUCUAAACCUGCAACUCCAACUACUCGAUCAUUGAGCAGAACCACCAAAGAGGUUUCUAAAGUUCCGGAAAGCCUAAUUCUUGAAAGAAAAAGUGAUAAAGUUUCAAGGGUUAGAAAGGAUGCAGAAUCCCAAGCUACUGUGCUAAAAACCAAUUCCAAAGGAAUUCAAGAAGCAGAGAGGUCAAAUUGAACUUUCAAUACAACAAAGUCUGAUGGUAAGCCUAAGGCUGCAGCUUUCAACUUUAAAUGUAGUGAACGAGCGGAACGGAGAGAAGAGUUCUACUUGAAGUUGGAAGAAAAAUUGCA